AUGCGUAUUGCUACCCCAAAUCCUGCCACCGUCAUUUUCGACCUGGAGCUUGGCAUUGUUAACGCCUGUAAACAAGCCUUCCUCAGUGCGGAGAUACGGCUGUGUUUGUUCCACCUCAGGCAAGCAGCCUGGGAACACCUGCAAGGGGAAGGCCUGCAGACUGCGUAUCGGGACCCGGAGGAUGAAUCCAUACGCAACGCUUUCAAGGAAGUCGUCGGCCUCGCCUUCGUGCCGGUGGACGACGUACCUGAAGCUUGUGAGGAGGUCCUCAACAACCUGCCGGACCGCAUGAUCGACUUCGGCGAUUACUUCAAGCGCACGUACGUCGUCGGCCGAAGAGGAAGGGGAAAUCGACGCGGAGCGCCCCCACGUUACCCACCCGUGUGGUGGAACCAGUAUCGUGCGGCUCGUGAAAAUGAGCCGCGGACGAAUAACGCCGCGGAGGCCUGGCAUAGUCGCUUCCAGACGGUCGUCGGCAAGAGCCAUCCCUCUCUCUACAAGCUCAUUGUCGAAUUUCAGAAAGAGGAGGCCGAUGUCCGAGUCAUGAUGCAGGAGCUCGACGAUGGAUGA
Messenger RNA from Frankliniella occidentalis (western flower thrips), 570 nucleotides. RefSeq lists its product as uncharacterized. The record is from RefSeq and is a predicted model, not a curated record. Lineage: Eukaryota; Metazoa; Arthropoda; Insecta; Thysanoptera; Thripidae. The transcript has a single exon. The coding region runs from base 1 to 570 and encodes 189 amino acids.